AUGGCAGAAGACGCCAGCUCCUCCAAUGGCCCCCGCCCAGCAGCUUCGCCCUCUCCACCACCUCCAGCUCCUGUGCCUCUGACUCCCGGUCCACGCGCCGCAUAUCUUCAGAAGAUCUUUGACCAGGCGUUAGCGCGUACUCUGCGAGCAAAUUCUUAUGCAAACUUCUCGGGAUGCUUCCCAACGCCCGCGAAGCAUAUUCCGGCCAGUCUAGAGUGGGUCUGGAGAAAGCUGAAUGCGAAGCUGGAGGAGAGCGCCAAGGCGGAGUUUAAGGACAUUCUUCGCGAACGCGAUGUGGUGAGACAGCUAAAUGGGCUAGACAGACUUGUUGGGGAGGCAAAAGUUAGAAGAGAAAACGGGCAGGGUGAGGGUGAUGUUGUGUCACAUACAUUGCCGCCAGAUGAAUUGUAUCGCGCGCAUUUGACUCCAUAUUUACAAGAGGCACGCGUUAGUCUUUAUUCCAAGCUAGAGUCUACUGAGGUGGCGAACGUGAAGCUUGCAGAGCGGGUUCAGGCUCAGCGGAAAGAAAUUGAGGAGUUGCUUUUCAGUCUCGAGAAUGUUGUCGGGGACUUAAAGGGUGCAGCAGCGGCCGCGAGACAGUUCAGUGCAGACAAUGAGCUCCGCAAGGAAGCUAUCCAGAUGAAUGAGGACUUCAAGAUGACAGUGGACAAAUGAACAUCGCGCGCUCUACGGUUUGACGGGCGUGGGACAUGAAAAGAAGCAUUGUUGCCUACCUAGGUCAGUUCUCUACAGAAUAAGCACAGCCUUCUGUGGGAUGAUGGACAGGUGCAGAUGAUGGCUGCCCAUGGGGUAAGCGCUGCGGAUGUGGGAAACCACAGAUAGCCCUGAUUGGACUGCUCCUAACCUGCUUUGUGUACAGGACCGUCCGCUUGAGGGUCGGACAAAUCUUGAGUCUUUCAGGGGGAACAUCCCACAGGAAGUUAUGAAUAUGCUGACUUGGGCGUCUUGGGUACCGGCCAUUGCAUAUUGGGAGAUUCAUGGUUCAUGCACACGAACUAUAUGGUCUAAAGAAUGAGGAGUUGAUGAGAUGUGUUAGGCCCCGGCUUUUCUCUUUAUUGAUCUGAUGACAGAUUGAAUGCCAGACGAUCUUCUCCUUGAGAGA
Coccidioides posadasii C735 delta SOWgp is the source of this 1123-nucleotide messenger RNA. RefSeq lists its product as uncharacterized. The record is from RefSeq and is a predicted model, not a curated record. Gene Ontology annotation, cellular component: MIS12/MIND type complex. NCBI's taxonomy places the organism in Eukaryota, Fungi, Ascomycota, Eurotiomycetes, Onygenales, Onygenaceae. Gene Ontology annotation, biological process: chromosome segregation.